Ostertagia ostertagi is the source of this 450-nucleotide messenger RNA. The record is from the annotation of a GenBank genome assembly. Lineage: Eukaryota; Metazoa; Nematoda; Chromadorea; Rhabditida; Trichostrongylidae.
AUGCAAGGAAAUGAGCCGGGAGCUGCUAAGGAAGAAGAGGAGUAUGCUCGACAAAUGGAAGAGGAGAUGAGAAGAAAAGCGGAAGCAGCCAGAGCAGAAGCGGAAGCGGAGCGGAAGGCAGCCGAACAGCGGCAAGCGCAGCUGAAAGCACAACAAGAAGCAGCAUUGAAAGCUGCGGAGGAACAAGCGAAGAAGGCUCAAGAGGAAGCACUUCGAAAGGCUCAGCAAGCCAAAGCUGAAGCCGAGGCGAAGGCUAAGAAGGAAGCGGAAGAGAAGGCUAAGGCAGCAGCACAAGCAAAAACCAGCGAAAGCACCUCAGAACGUACUCCUGGAAAAGUGGCUGCCGAAAUGCCGCAAUUCAAGCAGUACGAGCCUCGACACAUUGAACUUCCCAAGGACUCCACCCUCAAGCACAGACGGCAAAGGUUCUGCAUGCUUAUGGUUAUUUGA